ACUAUGGUCAGUGUGCUGCUGUAAAUGUUUCACAGGACACACAAGUGGAAAAACGAGGAAGUAGCCUGCCUACUGCUGUCACAGCACGACAGGAUGGCGCUCCGGGCAGCUGGAAGUCGUUUGUGGCACUUUCAGAAGAGCUGUUUCAAGGUUACCAGCAUCCACACUCUGGGAACUGUCAGAUACAAAGGAACCUGUCCCAUUGAAGUGAGCCAUCUGGACCAUUUGGUGCUUACAGUGAAAAGUGUCCCAGAUACCAUAAAUUUUUACAGCUCAGUUCUUGGCAUGGAGGUGGUCACAUUCAAGGGAAACCGCAAGGCCCUGAGCUUCGGGCAGCAGAAGUUUAACCUUCACCAGCUGGGUCAGGAAUUUGAACCAAAAGCUAAGCGUCCAACGUCAGGCUCUGCAGACCUGUGCCUCAUCACCAAAACCCCUCUGGCAGCAGUAUCUGCUCAUCUUAAGGUUUGUGGAGUUGUGAUUGAGGAGGGUCCAGUGGAGAGGACUGGGGCUAUGGGGACCAUCACCUCGUUGUACUUUAGAGACCCUGAUCAUAAUCUCAUUGAAGUGUCAAACUAUAUCCAGUCAACAGCAAAGGACUCUUCUUGAGACUUCUUUGUCCUUGUUCACUGACAUGUCACAGUACUUCCCAACACUGCACCAGCCCACCAAAAGCAGUGCUAGUCUAAAGCACAAUGUCCAAUUAUUGUUUUUGCUAUAAGUUGUCUGUAUUUUAAACUGUUAUUUUAAAUAUUAGAGCCAGUUAUGGAACAUUAAGACAGGGUGGAAACAUUGGCUGGUUGUUCAGCCCGGCUUAGGUUUAGCAAAUAAAAGGUUAUAAUGUGUACUAAAGGCUUCAUUUUUUUUUUUUUU
Archocentrus centrarchus (flier cichlid) is the source of this 870-nucleotide messenger RNA. RefSeq names its product glyoxalase domain containing 5 (gene glod5). Bases 25 to 606 code for a protein of 193 amino acids. The record is from RefSeq and is a predicted model, not a curated record. The transcript has 4 exons. NCBI's taxonomy places the organism in Eukaryota, Metazoa, Chordata, Actinopteri, Cichliformes, Cichlidae.